This is a messenger RNA of Penicillium brasilianum, 1161 nucleotides long. The record is from the annotation of a GenBank genome assembly. Lineage: Eukaryota; Fungi; Ascomycota; Eurotiomycetes; Eurotiales; Aspergillaceae.
AUGCCAUAUAUCAUAUCUUGUUCCGUCUUUAGUCUAUCCUGUCUUCUGGUCGGACUCGUGCCGCAUAUCAGUGCGGUUUUCAUAGGUCGUUUUCUAUCAGGUUUUGCAUCUGCCGUGCCUUCGGUCGUGAUAUCCGGUACUGUGGAGGAUAUAUUCAACCCGGAACAGCGCGUGUGGGUCGUUCUUCUCUGGAAUGCAGCCGCUACGGCCGGUCUUGCUUUCGGCCCGGUCUACGCAGCCUGCAUAUCUGGCGUGGUGAGCUGGCGAUGGAUAUUCUAUACUGCGGCCAUCAUUACCGCAAUCACAACUAUUCUUAUCUUCGGCAUGCGUGAGAGUCGACCAAGCAAAUUAUUUCGCAAGAAGAUCAGCAUGCUGGAAAUCCGAUAUCCCGGUGUGCAACUCAAGUUUCAUUCUGCGGAUCCAUUUCCUGACCUCGAUUCCUUCAUCUAUACGGUCAUCAUUCGACCAAGUAAGAUGAUGGUUACCGAGCCAAUCCUCAUCAUCGUCUCGAUCCUCAGUGGGAUCUCGUGGGGAAUUAUAUAUCUCUUCUCCGAGUCUAUAGCCAGAGCUUACAUCGCCCUCGGACUUUCCCAGCCCAGUGCCUCAUUCCCUCUUUUAGCCUUGGUGGUCGGUAUCAUGAUCGGCGUAUUUCCACAUAUAUGGGAUGUCCGCAAACUACGAGAAAAGAAACGACAGAAUCUUCAAGUCCAACCUGAAGACACCAUCUUGGGAUUUGCCUUUGGUACACCCGCACUCGCUGCAGGGUUAUGGUGGUUUUACAGUACGACGCCGCCAGUUCUUUGGGACACCCACUGGGCCAUUCCAACGGGUGGUCUGGUUCUGGUUGGUCUGGGGGUCAAUGAGAUAGCAUACACAUUGAGUGGAUAUCUGACCGAUACGUACACGGUAUAUUCAGCGUCGGCCUUUGCAGGUCUAGCCUUUGUGCGUGCCUUAGUCUCGGGGAUUAUGCCUUUGGUUGGAUAUGUUAUCUUCGACGGCGAGCAGAGUACGGUGCCGGGAUUUGUGCUUGCCACUGUUGCAACUGCUUUCUGUGUGGUGCCGUUUCUCUUCUUCCGAUAUGGGAAGAGGUUCAGAGAGAGGAGUGAGUUUGCUAAAUAUAGUCUCGAAGUUCAUUUGCGAACUCGGUUGGGCGAUGCUUGA